Molecule: messenger RNA, 1824 nt
Organism: Suillus paluster
Lineage: Eukaryota; Fungi; Basidiomycota; Agaricomycetes; Boletales; Suillaceae
Exons: 15
Coding region: 1-1824 (607 amino acids)
Source: RefSeq, a predicted model, not a curated record
AUGGCUGCCUCCUCUGCUCCUCUCCACAUUUUCAGUAUUGUGACCCGCAUCGACGAUGCUUCGAAGAAGAAGGUCGAAUUUGUGGAGUUGGAGCUUGGUUCACAGCGACAGGAAGUCCUCCGCGGCUCAGGCAAAGACAAAGAACUCAGUGCAAAGUUCGAUCACGCCAUACAUUCGGUCGGAACAGUUUACCACAGCGCGGUGACCACUGAGCAGGCUUCGUUAUGGGUACACUGUCAACACCAUUCUAUGGGCGUGCUUCCGUGGAAGAGUAUCGUGAAGUUUCCAUUGGACAGACAAGACAUUUUGUCCGAUAUAGUGGAUCAAGAUGUGCACGAGAUGACUAGAAAGAAGAUGAAGAUGACUGUCGUCAUUACAAUAUCCGAUAGUGUUCAUACCAGACAGCUGCAGCCGACUAGCAGUGAUAUUCUAGAGAUUUGUCCAAGGUUCCGACUGCUGGUAAUAGGGAAGACUGGGGUUGGCAAGUCAUCGUUGAUCCACCAGGCAUUUAAGAUAGACGAAGUGGUUAAGUUGACGAAAUUACAUGUCUCUGGACAUUCGCGAGGCGUAGCCGAUAUCAAUCGGGAGUUCGUCGCGCCACAAAACAGGCGAUUUGUCCUCCACGAUAGUGAGGGAUUCGAAGCUGGCGACACUGGCAGUUUUGCGGCUGCAAAAGAAUUCAUCGGCUGCCGACGCAACAUGCCCGCGCUGAAGGACAAAAUCCAUGCGGUCUGGCUCUGCCUCUCGAUACCUCAUUCCGAUGGACGGCUGCUCGAGAGCGGAGUAAAGGAGUUUCUAGAAUUGAGGAAGGAAAUUCUGGGCAAUAUUCCGGUCAUCGUUGUCUUCACCAAGCAUGACGUUCUCCUCGACACAUUGGAGCUCGAAGCCAUAGAUUUGGAAGAUUGUUAUGGCACCGCACUCGAAAAUCUUAAACGGGACAAAUUGAAUAAUCUGUGCAUCAAGCCACUCACGGACGCAGCUGGAAGCGAUGUCCUGCACGCAGCUGUUUCAACAAAGAAUGGAUACGAGAACACCGUACGAGAGCUGAUCGAUCUCACAACCACCAACGUGGAAAAAUUUGUCGCCUCAGAAGCGGCAUUAGCUAUGAUGAUAGCCCAGCGAGUAGACAUCAGUCUUAAAAUUAAGGCAUCAAUCGCCAUCGGCGAGAAAAGAUAUUGGAGAGGUCUCGCUUCGAGCAUGGACUUCGCGGGCUUCACCAUGAAGGACUGUUUGUCUGUGAUCCACAAGGACGUCAUUGACGUUUGGAACUUCAAUGACCCUCACGAUCACUUAGCCAGUAGCAAGUUCCAAGAACUGAUUCUAAACGAUUUGGACAAGGAAGAAUUUCCAAACACCGCGGGAUCUUUCAAAUUUGGCCUCUCCGUGGUCGGGGCGAUAAUAGGUAUUAUGACGCCGCUGGCAGCCCCGUUUCUACCGAUCGUUGCGCCAAUUGCCGCAGGAGUCGUCAUGGCUAAGUGGGUCUAUGACAUCUAUCAACAGACAAACAUUACCCUGCGGCGGAUGAUGGCGUACAUCGUGGAUUUAACAUGUAUCAUGCAGAUUGCGUUCCUGCUAGCGCCGACAGGGCCCAUCUCUCGUCGUGUCAUCAAGAUUGCUAUCAAAGCCUACGACGAGGCGGGGAAAAGCAGUGUUCAUUCGGCAAUUCACUCGCAUGUACCUUUAACCCGUAGCGGAGGAGAUGAUGCGCUGGAGGAGAUUGUUAAACUGAUUCAGCGCCACUCCAUCAAGGCUGAAGAAGUCCAGGACCUGAGAACGAAGAUAGGGCCACACAUGGUGGGGUUGCAACUGGACGAAGAGUGGUGA